AACCAGACAGAGGAAAAAGAUAUAUGCAGGGAGGAAGGAUGCGCGCAUAUGGCGAGAGUUGGAUGGGUUCGUUGUGAAUGAAUUUCUCCUCUGGGAGCUGCGUUUAUUUAAAAAGAAAUCACAAGCGUCUCGCGUUUCUGCGCGCUGCCCUUCCUGCCUGCCGUCCGAGGUUCUUCGAAGCACCAUGCGAGCCGGAGAGACGCGCCUUGUGCCAUGUUGAACAGCUCCCCGACCCUCCUGCUGGCUCUGACCGCGGUGGCCGCACUUCUCUCGCCAUGCCGAGGCUGGAGCGACGAGGACCUCCUCCUGCCGCCCAUCAACUCCUCCAACAGGUUCCUGGCCAACCUGGAGGUGGACGUGCGCUUCUCCAAGAGGUCCGUGGAGGAAAGCGACGCCUCGCCCGAAGCAUCCCCGCUGCAGAGCCUCGCUCCCGCGCAGUCCCAGUGCAACGUGACGGUCCACAGGCUGCUGCCCACCUCGCUGGUGGCCCGCUGGGACAGCAGCUUCGGCUUCCAGUGUGACGUGCUCGUCUACACCACCAACAACCACGGCAGGGCGUUCUUCUCCGCCUCCUUCAACCGGGCCGUCUCACCCGUGGUGAUCGAGCACCUCGGGGUCACCGGGGGUCAGCAGGAGAUGAGGCUGUGCGUGGGUUGCGGGAUGUCCCGGUACCGCCGGUUCGGCCAGGGCAGGUCGAGGGGACAGCAGAGCGGGGACCAGGUGGCUUUCUGCUGCGUGGAUUUCAGCCUGGACGAGCUGAAGGGGGACAAAAGUUGGAGGCUGAACAGGAAGCCCAUCGAGUCGACACUUGUGGCUUGUUUCAUGACUCUGGUCAUCAUCGUGUGGAGUGUUGCUGCUCUCAUAUGGCCGGUACCGAUCAUUGCAGGAUUUCUGCCUAACGGUAUGGAGCAGAGGAGACCCAGAUAACUGAAAAACCCCACGACACUAAAGGGCUAUUCUGCUGCAUUUAACGACCCCUGCCGUCAUAAAUCUGAAUAAUAAGGAUGGUCAAACUUCACCAAGAUUAUUUUAGACUUAUUUCAGUCUAUCAAAUACAAGUUGGGAUUUGUGAAACCUUUGUGAAAUGUCAUGAAUGAGCGAUUUUAAGGCUUAUUUGACACGAGAACGCCUCACAAAAUCACACGACCAAGACAAUUAUUCUAGCUUUACGAAGCCUGUAUUUAACACAUAAAAACAUUAAAUACAGAUUAUGUAAAAUCUGAUUGGUUGAUUCAGUUUUUUAAAAAUAAAUAAAAUAAACUAUUUUGAGGUUUGUUUUGACAUCACUAAUUUUCAAACUGGAUCACGUUUGAUAAAUUAUGCCACAUAGACAGCUCAAACCAGGACAUAACUAUUGUAAGACACAUUUUAUAAAAUAUAAGCGGUGGUUUUUGCAGUCCUAGUUGUUUGUCUCUAAAAAAAAGAGAGACAUUUCAGGAUUCUCCCUUUGCUCAGAGAGUCUAAUCUGGGCUCCAGCUUGAAGAUUACAGAACCUGGACAAAUAAGUUCUAUACAGCACAAUCCUGCACUGCGGAUAGACAGUGUAGGAUUGGAGGAUUUUCUGAAACUCGGUUUCAGAAAAUGUAGAAGAUAUAGGGCUGUUGUAAGGUUUUGUUUUAUUUUUGUUUGUUUUAUUUAUUUAUUUAU
Xiphophorus hellerii (green swordtail) is the source of this 1647-nucleotide messenger RNA. RefSeq names its product transmembrane protein 158 (gene tmem158). The coding region runs from base 214 to 927 and encodes 237 amino acids. NCBI's taxonomy places the organism in Eukaryota, Metazoa, Chordata, Actinopteri, Cyprinodontiformes, Poeciliidae. The transcript has a single exon. The record is from RefSeq and is a predicted model, not a curated record.